AUGCACCUAGCUCGUGGGUGUCGAACGGGUGCCAAGACCGCCCUCUUCCUGCACGCGCCCCUCCCUUUUAUCCGCCCCCGCACCUCGCUUCCUUCUGCCACACGCCCCCGGAUGACCUCCACCACACCCGCGACGCCAGCUUCGACCGCGUCUUCAAUCGGCAUCGCGUCAUUAAAUUUUGUUUCUACAUUCACCGAACGUCUCCCGCGCGACCCGGAAGCCUCCAACGAGAUACGUCAAGUCUUCAACGCGGCCUUCUCCUACGUUGACCCGACAGACCCGGCAAAGGAUGGCAUGCAGGAUAUCUGGAGGCAAGCCCUAGAGGCGGGGCAGGUGCGCUCUGGCGAAAGGGGGGAGCCAGAGCUUGAAAAGGCGCUCAUCGCCUGGAGCCCUGCUUGCGCGAAGCUCUUCGGCUUGGAGGACGGGUAUCCUGAAGCGGAGGAGUGUUCAGAUGUCGUUGAAGUGCUGGGCGGUUUCGGAAAGCAGUGGCCGGGGAUGCGUUCCUAUGCCAUGUGUUACGGGGGACAUCAAUUCGGUUAUUGGGCGGGUCAACUCGGCGAUGGACGGGCAAUCUCCAUGGGUGAAUACGAGAAUGCUAGUGGGGAGCGGUGGGAGAUCCAGCUCAAGGGAGCUGGGAAGACGCCUUAUUCGCGCUCUGCAGACGGCCGAGCGGUGCUGCGAUCGUCAGUGAGGGAAUUUCUGUGCUCGGAGGCGAUGCACUUUCUAGGUGUUCCAACUACGCGAGCGCUCUCAUUAGUAGGCACGGGCGCCGGCGUCAUCAGGGAUAUGUUUUAUCAGGGAAGUCCGCAAAUGGAACCAGGCGCGGUUGUGGCUCGCGUCGCUCCCUCGUUCUUGAGGCUUGGUAACUUUCAGCUUGCGACGUAUCGGCAAGAUACAGAACUUUUGAAGGAGACCGCGGACUAUGCAAUUGAAUACCACUACCCAGAGUUCAAUGAUUUGACGGAGCGCAUCAGUAAGGAAAAGCCGAACAAGUAUUCCAUGUUUGUGGGCGAGGUCGCAAAGAGGAACGCGAAGAUGGUUGCUAUGUGGCAGGCUGUUGGGUUUGUGCAUGGCGUCAUGAACACCGACAACUUCUCUAUUUUAGGUUUGACCAUUGACUAUGGGCCGUACGGAUACUUGGAUCAAUACGAUCCGACGUAUACUCCAAAUACCACCGAUAUCCCGGGAAGGCGAUACAAGUUUGAAGCGCAGCCUUCAGUGGCGCAAUGGAACAUUAUGCAGUUUGCGAAGGCUAUGAUUCCGCUGUGCGGUGUUGAACAGAUGGAGAAAGUGAUGAAGGAGUUUGAGGGUAUUUACGAAGCUGAAUACCAUGGCAUCAUGGCGAAGAAACUGGGUUUAUCUAAGAUUGACGGUCCAGGCGAUGUUGCAUUGCUAGAAGAAUUUCACGAUCGCAUGGCUGACUCGAAGGCCGACUUUACCAACACCUGGCGAAAUUUGUCCAAAAUUUCCGUGCAAUCUUCUACGGAAGAGUGCAGGGAAUGGUGUUCUUCGCUGUCACUGAACACCGAUGAAUCUACUGGUGAGCUGUGGAUGGAUUGGUUAACGAAAUACAAAGCCAGACUGGAUGCCGACGGGAGCGUUACUUCAGAAGGGGAACGAGUAAGAACUAUGAACGGGGUGAACCCAGUGUACAUAUUGCGUAACUACAUGGCUCAAGCUGCUAUCGAGAAGGCUGAAAAAGGCGACUACGACGAAGUUCGCCAGCUUUACGAGCUCCUGAAGAAACCUUAUACGGAACAGGAAGGUAUGUCAGGAUACAUUGCGCGGCCUCCCGCGUGGGCGUCGCGGAAGGGUGUUUGUGUAAACAGUUGUAGUAGUUAG
Molecule: messenger RNA, 1842 nt
Organism: Chondrus crispus (carragheen)
Lineage: Eukaryota; Rhodophyta; Florideophyceae; Gigartinales; Gigartinaceae
Exons: 1
Coding region: 1-1842 (613 amino acids)
Source: RefSeq, a predicted model, not a curated record